AUGACUUCAACCGACUGCUCGCUGACGCAGAGCCCCAGCGACUCGUCAUGGUCGCCAACACCUAGCAUCAUGCGGGCCGUGAGCUUUCCACCCAUGGACAGCCCAGGCGUCUUGCCCAACGUCCCUACGCCCAGGUCGAUGAGCAUGACGGACGCACAAUGGCUUACUGCUGUCCGUUCGCAAGCUCGCAAGCUCUAUUUGCACAGCACCGUCCGCAAAAUCCCCUGCGUCAAGGCGCGUGUGAUCCGGGUUCCGCUGGAGGUCGAUUCCGACGAUUCGGAUGACGACGAUGGCGCUGACGGCGACUUCACCUACAGGUUUGACGAACAGAGCGACACUACGACUCUCGUGGGAACGCCCUGUGAGGAGAAGAGUUCUAUUUGCCUUGACGCAAGGGACGACACCGACGUCGUCGCCAAGCUGUCUGAGGCGGAGACGGCCGCUUCGGCCACCCGAGUCAAGGGCCUCUUGCAAACACUGUCUCUGAAAAUUUCCACGCUGACAACCAAGGUGCCCAACAAGGACGGUAGUCUGUCUCCGUCAUCGAGUAAUUGCUCCACCACAGAGACCAACGACGCUGAGGAGCCGCAGCGGCCCGUUGACUGGAGCGAGCCACGACAACUCGAAGCCUUCUUGGCACGCUGUGUCCAGGGCUGGGAGACGCAGGCCCAGUACAUUGCGCAGCAGGCGCGGAUGCAGCGAGCCAUGCGAUGCAUGCACAAGCGCAUGGCCGCUCUGGAGGAUCGGAACGCGCUCCUGGUCUGGUACGCCAACCACCUCAAGGGCGGCGCUGCGCCCAAGACACCGCCUUCACCGGUUGCCAUUCUCCAGGACGCCGAGGCGACUGUCUUGAAGGCUGCCGCUACCACCAUGGCAAGUGCCGUCGAUUCGCUGGUGACGACUGCGUAG
Sporothrix brasiliensis 5110 is the source of this 909-nucleotide messenger RNA. RefSeq lists its product as uncharacterized. The record is from RefSeq and is a predicted model, not a curated record. Lineage: Eukaryota; Fungi; Ascomycota; Sordariomycetes; Ophiostomatales; Ophiostomataceae. Bases 1 to 909 code for a protein of 302 amino acids. The transcript has a single exon.